GGAACCAUUUAGUUAGUUUAGUUCUGAAAAUCACACUGAAAAUAGUCGCAUUCAUUUUUCUAUUUGUCCAUUAUUAGAUUCAAUAUACAUAUUUUUUUUUUUUGUUUAGUUUUUAUGUUUCGACAACACCAAAUAGAAUUAGAAUAAUUUGACCAAAAUAACCGAAAAAAGCGACUGAAGUAAAUCGAUACUAGAGUUAAGAGAAAAUUUUGCAUUUUUUUUUUUGGCCAUCAAACGCCAAAAAAUAGCACCAUUACACGGACACUGGAAUCAAACCAAAUGUGAUCGAAUUUGUGCGGUUUUUUUCGUUCAUUUUUUUUUUCAUUUUUCUUUUCAUUUUUUGUGUUGAGUCAAAAUCAAUUGUUUGUCGUUUGUGAAUUUUGUCUAAAAGACCGUGCGAAAUAGAACAAGACAAAACGAAUAUCGGGACAUAACAUUUGAAUAAGUUUUUUUUCUCUUGCGUCGCAGAGACGCGGUUAUUUAAAGAGAAAUACGGAAAGAGAGAGAGAGAGAGAGAGAGAGAUUCUUCGAAGUGAAUGCAACUACGACAACGACAAUAACAACAACAGAGAAGGAAACAAACUUUAAAAAUAAACUUUUCCAUGCUGCAACAGCAUCGCGCUUCAUCAAAUAUCGGAUCGCAUAAACUUUGCAUCAACGUAGUUGAAUGUCACCCGAAAAAAUUCGACCGUAUUGAAAAGUUACCGCAAAAUAAUUAAAGCAAAAAACAAAACAAAACAAAAACGAACGGAAAAACGGGAUCGUUACUUUGUCCAAAUUGCAAUUUCGGCGUCCACGAGAAUAUUCAUUUAGGUAGUUUGGAGACGAGAUGCUGCAUCAAUCAAGUGCGCAUCACAACAUCAGCUGCUGUUAGAACGGGUGAAUUAUCGCAGAACGACACAAGACGGGAAAAUCCAUCGACGACAUAACAUCCACCGUAGCCCACGUGUAGGCAUUAUGGUACUGAAUGGAAAAGAAAAUUUACAUCCAAAUUCAUCGCAACAAAAUGAGCUUACAAACAUUGAUACGAAUGCCAUAAAACCAUUGGGAAGUUUACUUGAACAAUCGACAACGUCGAUAAUAGGCGCACAGCGACCGUUACUUUUCUCCGAAAUUGUUUUUAGUGAUGUUAAUGGAAAACAAUUUGGAAUAUCCUGCACGAAUUCAUUUACAAAUUCAACAAAUACUUUAACUAAUUCUCUUCAAUUCCAAACGCAACACAAUAUGAACGGCAUAUUUAAUCCUGGUUUCAGUGCACCUGCACCGAAUAUGUUCGGUCCGAUUGGUUCACAAUUGUCAACGAUAUCGAAUUCAUCGUCACCAACGAGUACAAAUAGCGGUGAUCCACAUAUGGAGUCAAUCAUGUGGCUUGGAGCCGUUGGAACGUCACUGGCAUCAAAUUGUUCGCCAGUCAAUGAUUUCGCUUCAAGCAUUCAAUUCAACAGCGAUGGCCCGUUCUUCAGCAAUAGCAACGUAUGCGGUAGCUGUGAACGACUUACACCCGAAAAUCAUUGCUACGAUUGUAGCGACAGUUUGUGCAAUCGUUGUGUUGUACUGCACAUGCGUAAUUUUUCAAAUAAAAACCAUACGGUACAAAAGAUUAACAACAUUUCACCGCCAAAUGCAAUGAGCCGCAUGCCACGGUUCCCAUCGCCACGACGCGUUGACGUCGACAAUCAAUGUGAUAUCCACUAUGAAGUGCUGCGAUACGUGUGCGAAUCGUGUAAAAUUAUCAUUUGCCAGGAGUGUUCGUUGCGCGAUCACAAGGAACACCACUGUACAUUUAUCGAUACAUAUGUGGAAAACCCGUUAAAAACCAUUCAAGAUCUGAUGGAUGUGGCCAGCGCGGCCAAGGGUCAAAUCAAGAAAAGCAUCGAUCGUGUGAUGAGAUUCAAUCAUUAUUUGGAUCGGGAUGUGCAUGACAUUAAUCAGCGUAGUCGAAAGAGUGGUGUUCGGGCGACAAAUGGAACCAUCAACAGUGCCAUCAGCAAUGCAAUUCUUCGGUGCGAAGAAAAAGAUCAUGUUUUUGCUGAACUUCUCGAGAAAUUUCGGCUGCAAAAAGGCGCCAUUUACAUGGAUCAAUCGAGCAGCCUUCGUGCCGCACUGGCUGGAAUUGCCACUGUUACCGAUGAUCUGAAAAAGAUCCGUAAAACACUGCACGAAUACACGCCAUUCAAUUUGGCCAAAGCACUCAUCGAUGCCGACAAUAAAAUCGAUCAUUUCAUGAAACAAACCAAUAAAUUGAUUCCAGCACCGGUGAAUGUUCAACAGUUCCUUAUCUCAUUGGAGCGACGCAACGAACAACAACAACAACAACAGCAACAGCAAAUCGUGCCCGAUUUACAGCAUUUGGUACAAAACACCGCCAGCCUAUUGCAUCCGGAUAUUGCUGCUCUGGUUGCCAGCACCAGUCAAUUAAGCCUCAUGUCGAAUAACAAUGCUGGAAAACCAGCACGUCGCCCGAUUGUCCGCUCAAAUCGCACCAUGCAUUCAAAUAACAAUCCGCAAAUUCUGUUGCCACCGAAUUUGCCGAAUUUGGGCCAACAACCAUCCACAUCGGCUCUGUCUGCCUGGACCAAUGGGCCAACGUUAUCGAUGAACAUGCCAAUGACCAACAAUGAUUUGUUUCGAAUGCAAAACAAUGACCUGUUCCCGAGCUUUAACGCUUUCAAUACAUCACCACCGCAAUACGCUACGAACAUUUACAAUUUCAACGAUGAACCGCCAGCGUUUGGUCAAUGCAUUUUCAAUUUGGAAGGUUCAGUCAUUGCCAUACGCCGUAAUGAACCAUCACUUUCGUUUGCAUACGAUGGAUCACUUGAAGGCCAACUGAGCCGACCAUGGGGUGUUUGCGUUGACAAAGAUGGCAAUAUUAUCAUUGGUGAUCGUCGUAAUAAUCGUAUUCAGGUAUUUUAUCCGGAUGGACAAUUUAAAUUUUCAUUCGGUUCAAAGGGCUCAUUGGAUGGUGAAUUGGAAUUACCAGCCGGUGUUACGACCGAUCGUCAAAAUCGUAUCAUUGUCGCUGACAAAGAUAAUCAUCGUAUACAAAUUUUCUCAUCGACCGGUCGCUUCAUUCUGAAAUUUGGGUGCUAUGGCCGUGACCUUGGUGAAUUCCAAUAUCCGUGGGAUGUGGCAACCAAUUCGAAUGGUCACAUUCUGGUGACCGACACGCGCAAUCAUCGCAUUCAAAUGUUCACAUCGAUGGGACAUUUCAUCACAAAAUACUCAUUCGAAGCGUACUAUGAUCGACACCUAAAGAGCCACAUCACACCUAGAGGCAUUUGCUUUACGCCUGAAGGUGAUAUCUUAGUCACAGACUUUGAAAAUCAUCGCAUCAUGAAAAUGGAUGGCAAUUUAACCAUGGUGAAGCUAGUGCGUGGUCAUGAGGGUGAAGGCGAAGUGCAUGAAUUUAAUCGGCCAUCAGGCUUAUGCUGUGAUGACAAAGGUCAAGUUGUAAUAGCUGAUUCAAAGAAUCAACGCGUUCUGAUUUAUAAUACCGAUUUCGAGUUUCAAUGGAUGUUGGAUUUGCGUCGCACAUUAUCGGAGCUAAACAACGAAAAGGAUCGUCCGAGCGAUGUGGCAAUAUUACCUGAUGGUCGCAUCGUUGUACUGUUUGAAACGUCGCCAGACACAAAAGAUUUCCCGCAUCCGCUGAAAACCUUCGUUCAAAUUUACUAAAUUGAAAGAAAGCAAUAAUGAAAAUUCUAGUGUGUUUGUUACAAGACGAAUGACGAGAGGGUGGUAUUUUUUUUACAAAUGUAUUGACAUAUUAAUCGAUUCGCAAUCGACCAAUAUUUUUUUUAUAUCUCUAUAAUAUAUAGCUAUAUAUAUAUAUAUUUUGCGAUGACGAUGUAAGAUAUCAAAUGAAGAAACAAUUUAAGGACUUAACAAUGUUCUGUCAAAACACUGGAAAAAGCGAACAAAAUGCAAUGUUCAAGACUGACACGAUUAGAUAAGAACGAAGGAGAAAGACUGCAUUUAAUUAGAUAAAUUUUUGUAAUGAGAUUGAAGAGACUGAACAGUUAAUUAUAUAUAUCUAUGCUGUACAACUGAAACUGAAUGGACUAAAACUCACCGAUAUUUGUAGUAUAAAUUCUAGCGUGCUUUGAUUGAAUGUCAAUCGCAUAAUGAAAUUUCUUUUUUUUUCACUGUCAUGUUAUUGAACGUAGAUAAUAAUAUAUAUUUUUUUGUUAGGUUUAGCCAAAAUGAAUGGGAGAGACUUUGAAAGACCGAAAAAUAGCAAUCGAUAACAAUCAAUUUAGCAAUGUAUGAAUAUAAGAAAUUCUUAAAGUUCCUUCCGAGAGCAAGAUAACAGUUUGUUUUUUUUUGUGUAUAUCUAGAGGAGAAAUGACUGACAAUUUACUUUGCUACAGUGGAGGCCUUUGAGCAUUUAACGAAUUAUUUUCUAGAUAAAUUGUAUUACAAAUAAAUUUAUUCACAUUUUUUUCUGUACGCUAAGAUCGCUUAAGAUAAAAAAAACACACACACACACAUUUAACACGGGUAGCAUUUGAAUGUUAAGUUUCAUCGAUAUGAUUAUUUCGAAUCGAUAACAUACUCAUCGAAUUUCAAAGUGAAGAUAAUUCCAGAAAAAAAAAACUUAACAAAAUGCCAGCUAAUUAAGUAGAACAUUUUAUGAUUUAACAACUAAGUUUAAUACACCCAUAAAAACACACAUAUGCACAUACAAGCAAGUGUUGCAAUAUGCAUUUCACACACGAGUGAUUUAUGUAAAACAGAAAAAAGUAAGCACCAAAAAUCGGAAUGGUGUGUAAAAUUGAAAGAAUGUAUAAUCUGGAUGGAGAGAAUAACGACUAAAUUGUAUGCCGAAUUUUUGUGAUUUAUUUACACGUAGUUGGAAAGGAGGUUUUAAAUUUUUCUUUCGUUUAGUUCACAACCUCAGAAGAAAAAGAAAAAAAGAAGAUCGAUAGCAGUCUUUAAUUUUGAUUUAAUUUGCACUCAUUUACGAUUUUCAUUCUCUUAUUUUUUGUAAUUUUUUUUUUCUAAUUUGUCAUAUAUGAUUUAUAUUCAAAGUGCCAAUUGAUUGGAAAGUUUAUUGAAACUGCAAAGUUACCGAAAAUGAAACAAAGCAACAAAAACAUAUUGCAAUUUUCAAAAUGGAAUGUUAUGAACAAGAAUAUUGAUGGAAAAAAUAACGAGUAAUAAAUGGAAAAGAAAAUCUUGAUGCAAGGUUCAGCCAAACAAA
Molecule: messenger RNA, 5206 nt
Organism: Sitodiplosis mosellana (orange wheat blossom midge)
Lineage: Eukaryota; Metazoa; Arthropoda; Insecta; Diptera; Cecidomyiidae
Gene: wech
Product: protein wech
Exons: 6
Coding region: 958-3678 (906 amino acids)
Biological process (GO): proteasome-mediated ubiquitin-dependent protein catabolic process; protein polyubiquitination
Molecular function (GO): ubiquitin protein ligase activity; protein binding; zinc ion binding
Source: RefSeq, a predicted model, not a curated record